Messenger RNA from Lodderomyces theae, 6384 nucleotides. It is a transcript of the gene GLT1, whose product is annotated as glutamate synthase (NADH). The coding region runs from base 1 to 6384 and encodes 2127 amino acids. Gene Ontology annotation, molecular function: iron ion binding; FMN binding; flavin adenine dinucleotide binding. The record is from RefSeq and is a predicted model, not a curated record. The transcript has a single exon. NCBI's taxonomy places the organism in Eukaryota, Fungi, Ascomycota, Pichiomycetes, Serinales, Debaryomycetaceae.
AUGAGCACCACUGCAACUACCUCCUCAUACUUACCUCAACAAGAGUUUAGCGAGACUAACAUUUACCAAUAUGAUGAGGUUCCAGAAAACAAAUCUUGGGCUUCUUCCUUGCCUAUAGCAAAAGGUCUCUACAACCCAGAAUACGAAAAAGAUGCCUGUGGUGUUGGUUUCACUUGUCACUUGAAAGGUUCACCAUCUCACAAAAUUGUAUCAGACGCCAAGAACUUGUUAUGUAACAUGACCCAUAGAGGGGGUGAAUUGAACCCUAAAGACGGUGAUGGUGCUGGUUUGUUGAGUUCAAUCCCACACAAAUUCUUAAAACGCGAGUUUGCAUACCACUGCAAUGUCACAUUACCUAAAAAGGGCCAAUACGGUGUAGGUAAUUUGUUCUUCAAAAAGGAUGAUGCCGUUUUUGACAAGUCCAAAAAGACAUUUGAAAAUAUUGCCGAUUCUUUGGAUUUGAAGGUGUUGGGAUGGAGAAAGGUACCACACGAUUCUUCUAUUUUGGGACCAGCUUCCUUGUCCAGAGAGCCAUACAUUUUACAACCAGCUGUCGUUAUGAAGGAGAUUUUGGAUUUGGAUGUCGACGAAGAAGAAUUUGCAUCAAAAUACCAACAAGAAUUUGAAAAAAGAUUGUUCAUCUUGAGGAAACAAUCAUCCCACACAAUUGGAUUACACAACUGGUUCUACAUUUGUUCACUUUCGUCAAAAACUAUUGUAUACAAGGGUCAAUUAGCUCCAAACCAAGUUUAUGCAUACUACCAUGACUUGGUCAAUUCAGAAUACGAGUCUCAUUUUGCCUUGGUUCACUCUAGAUUCUCAACAAACACUUUCCCAUCUUGGGAUAGAGCUCAACCAUUGAGACUAGCAGCUCAUAAUGGUGAGAUCAACACUUUGAGAGGUAACAAAAACUGGAUGAGAGCCAAAGAAGGUGUCAUGAAAUCCAAAUUGUUUGGCGAAGAAAUGGACAAGUUGUUUCCAAUUAUUGAAGAAGGUGGGUCAGACUCAGCUGCGUUUGAUAAUGUUUUGGAGUUAUUGGUUGUGAAUGGAGUUGUAUCCUUGCCAGAAGCAGUUAUGAUGAUGAUUCCAGAGGCUUGGCAAAAUGACGAGUACAUUGACCCAAAAAAGAAGGCCUUUUACGAAUGGGCUGCUUGUUUGAUGGAACCUUGGGAUGGUCCUGCUUUGUUCACUUUUGCUGACGAUAGGUACUGUGGAGCCAACUUGGACCGUAAUGGUUUGAGACCAUGUAGGUACUAUGUCACCGAUGACGACAGAAUGAUUUGUGCUUCGGAAGUUGGUGUUAUUGGCAUUGAACCAGAAAAAGUUUUACAAAAGGGAAGAUUACAGCCAGGCAGAAUGUUGUUGGUUGAUACCAAAGAAGGAAGAAUUGUUGAUGAUAGAGAGUUGAAGAACAAUGUUGCUUCUAGAUUUGACUUCAAGAGUUGGGUCUUGGCCAAUAUGAUUUCAUUGAAAGAUUUAUCAGAAAAGUUUGAAUCAAGAAAUAUCAAUUUGAACGCAAAGCCUAUAGAUGCCAAUUUGACAAUUGAAACCGAUCCUAGAUUGGUGGCUUCCGGUUAUUCUCACGAACAAGUUUUAUUUGUCUUGGCACCAAUGGCAGAGGGGAAUGAAGCAUUGGGAUCUAUGGGUAAUGACAAUGCUUUGGCGUGCAUCUCUGAACAACCCAAGUUGUUGUAUGAGUAUUUCCGCCAAUUAUUUGCUCAAGUCACUAACCCACCAAUUGACCCUAUUAGAGAAAAGAUUGUCAUGUCUUUGGAAUGUUAUGUGGGACCACAAGGUAAUCUUUUGGAAAUGAGACCAGACCAAUUGAAUAGAUUAUUGUUGAAAUCGCCAAUCUUAACCAAUGACGAGUUAUUGGCUAUUCAAAACAUUGAAAAAGUUUACCCUACUUGGUCAGUUGCCAAUAUUGACUUUACAUUUGAAAAAUCUGAGGGUAUCCAAGGAUAUAUCAACACCAUUGAUAGAAUUUGCCAGGCUGCUUCUAAAGCUAUUGCCGAUGACAAUCAAAUCAUUGUUUUGAGUGAUAUUGCCACCAGUGCUGACAGGUUACCAAUUUCCGCUUUGAUUGCAGUGGGUGCUGUCCACCAUCACUUGGUUAGACAAAAGCAACGUUCGAAAGUUGCAUUGAUUGUCGAGACACAGGAAGCAAAAGAGGUUCAUCAUGCAUGUUGCUUGGUUGGUUAUGGUGCCGAUGGUAUCAACCCUUACUUGGCAAUGGAAACUUUGGUGAGAAUGAAGAGACAAGGCCUUUUGAAGAAUGAAUCCUUGACAGAAGAGAAAGUUAUUGACAAUUAUAAAAAAUCUAUUGAUGCCGGUAUUUUGAAAGUUAUGUCCAAGAUGGGUAUCUCAACAUUGGCUUCUUAUAAAGGUGCUCAAAUUUUUGAAGCUCUUGGUGUUGACAACUCGGUGAUUGAUAGAUGCUUUGUUGGUACCGCUUCCAGAAUCAAGGGUGUCACAUUUGAAUACAUUGCCCAAGACGCAUUCACUUUGCAUGAAAGGGGAUUCCCAACAAGAGAUACAGUCAAGCCAAUUGGUUUACCAGAAACCGGUGAAUACCACUGGAGAGAUGGUGGGGAUGCACAUAUCAACGAGCCUGCUGCAAUUGCCUCAUUGCAAGAUGCUGUUCGUAACAAGAAUGAAAGAGCUUUCGAUGCCUAUUGUAAGAAGGAGAAUGAAGCCGUGAGAAACUGUACAUUACGUGGUUUGUUGGACUUUGACUUUGAAUCAUCUACUCCUGUUCCAAUUGACCAAGUUGAACCAUGGACAGAAAUUGUCCGUCGUUUCUUUACCGGUGCCAUGUCUUAUGGGUCCAUUUCUAUGGAGUCUCACUCUACAUUGGCUGUUGCCAUGAAUAGAUUGGGCGGGAAAUCAAACACUGGUGAGGGUGGUGAAGACGCAGCUCGUUCACAAGUUAGCGAAAAUGGUGACACAAUGAGAUCCGCCAUUAAGCAAGUUGCAUCAGGAAGAUUCGGUGUCACUUCUUACUACUUGGCUGAUGCAGAUGAGUUACAAAUUAAAAUGGCUCAGGGUGCUAAGCCAGGUGAGGGUGGUGAAUUGCCAGGACACAAGGUGUCUGCAGAGAUUGGUAAAACUAGACACUCGACUCCAGGUGUUGGUUUGAUCUCUCCUCCUCCACAUCACGAUAUCUACUCCAUUGAAGAUUUGAAGCAGUUGUUGUAUGAUUUGAAAUGUUCAAACCCAAGAGCCAGAACUUCAGUCAAGUUGGUCUCCGAAGUCGGUGUCGGUAUUGUUGCAGCUGGUGUUGCCAAAGCUGGUUCCGAAAACAUUUUGAUUUCUGGUGGUGAUGGUGGUACUGGUGCAGCCAAGUUGACCUCUAUCAAAUAUGCUGGUUUACCUUGGGAAUUGGGUUUAGCUGAGUCCCAUCAAACAUUGGUUUUGAACGAUUUGAGGGGAAGGGUCAUUUUACAAACCGAUGGUCAAUUGAGAACCGGUAGAGAUAUUGCAAUUGCUUGUUUGUUGGGUGCCGAGGAAUGGGGGUUUGCAACGACUCCUUUGAUUGCCAUGGGUUGUAUUUACAUGAGAAAGUGUCACACCGGAGCUUGUCCGGUUGGUAUUGCAACUCAGGACCCUGAAUUGAGAAAAAAGUUUGAAGGUACUCCUGAGCAUGUCAUCAACUUUUUCUACUACAUGGCAAAUGACUUGAGACAAUUUAUGGCCAGAUUAGGUUUUAGAACUGUUGCUGAAAUGGUUGGAAGAGCAGAAAAGUUGAAGGUUAGAGAUGAUUUUAGAAACACAAAGAGUGCCAAUAUCGAUUUGUCGCCAAUCCUUACUCCUGCCCAUACAAUUAGACCUGGAGUUGCUACACACUGUGUUAGAAAGCAAGACCACAAGUUGCACAUCAGAGUUGACAAUAAAUUGAUUGAUGAGUCAGAGUUGACUUUGGCUAAAGGAUUACCAGUCACCAUUGAUUGUGAAGUUGUCAAUACUGAUCGUUCUUUGGGUACCACUUUGUCUUAUAGAGUGUCAAAAACUUUUGGAGAACAAGGAUUGCCUCAUGAUACUAUCCAUGUCAAUGUCACUGGUUCUGCUGGCCAAUCUUUUGGAGCCUUUUUGGCAUCUGGUGUCACAUUAGAAUUAGAAGGUGAUGCCAAUGACUAUAUCGGGAAAGGGUUAUCAGGAGGUAGAAUCAUUGUAUACCCACCACUUGAAUCAAAGUUCAAAGCAGAGGACCAAAUCAUUGCCGGUAACACUGCCUUCUUUGGUGCUACAUCCGGUUCCGCAUUUAUUAGAGGUAUUGCUGCGGAAAGAUUUGCAGUUAGGAACUCGGGUGCCAUUAUUGUGACUGAAGGUACUGGUGACCAUGGUUGUGAAUACAUGUCUGGUGGUAGAGUUGUUGUUCUUGGGUCAACUGGUAGAAAUUUUGCUUCUGGUAUGUGUGGUGGUAUUGCUUACGUCUUGGACAUGGCUCAAGAUUUCUCAGAUAAAGUCAACAAAGCCAAUGUUGAACUUUCCUCUGUUGCUGAAACUGAUGAAAUUGCAUUUUUGAGAAACUUGAUUGAGGAUCAUCGUCAUUACACUGGAUCCGAAGUUGCCGACAGAAUCUUGAAUGAUUUCAAUAGAUACUUGCCUAGAUUUGUCAAGGUGUUGCCUUAUGAUUAUAAAAAGGUAUUGGAGAAGGAAAAGAAACUUGCAGAGGAGGCAAAGAAGAAAGAAUUGAGCAAAUUUAUGAAGUCAAUCAAGGAAGACCCUGAAUCUGACGUUACUAAUGGUGAAGCAUACAAGAUCAAGAAGGGACACGUUCACCGCCCAUCAAGUAAGAACAAUGAACCAAAGGUUGCUGAUGUCGAGGACACGAUUUUCGACACAGAGUUUGAAAAGAAGGCACCAGUCAAAUUGGACAAGGUUAGAGGCUUUAUGAAGUACAAGCGUAGAAACGAAAAGUACAGAGAUGCCAAACUGAGAACCAAAGAUUGGAAUGAAAUGACCCUGAGAUUGACCAAGGAUGAGUUGAAGUAUGAAACUGCUAGAUGUAUGGAUUGCGGUGUUCCAUUCUGUACCUCUGACACUGGUUGUCCAAUCUCCAAUGUCAUUCCAAAAUGGAACGAAUUGGUUUUCAACGAUAGGUGGUUUGAUGCGUUGCAAAGGUUGAUGAUGACAAACAACUUUCCCGAAUUUACUGGAAGGAUUUGUCCUGCUCCAUGUAAUGGUGCUUGUGUUUUGGGUAUCAAUGAAGAUCCCGUUAACAUCAAGUCAGUUGAAUGUGCCAUCAUUGAUUACGGGUUCGAACAGGGUUGGAUCAAACCAGAACCUCCAACUCACAGAACAGGUAAGACUGUGGCCAUUAUUGGAUCAGGACCAGCCGGUUUAUCAUGUGCCGACCAAUUAAAUAAAGCCGGUCACUCAGUCACUGUUUAUGAAAGAAGCGACAGACCAGGUGGAUUGUUGAUGUAUGGUAUUCCAAACAUGAAGUUGGACAAGGGAAUUGUCAAGAGAAGGACUGACUUGUUAGCUGCAGAGGGUAUUGAAUUCGUUUGCAACACUACUGUUGGUGAAGACAUAACCGUGUCUGAAUUGCAAUCCAACUUUGAUGCUGUGGUCUUUGCUGUUGGUUCAACCAUUCCUAGAGACUUGAAGAUUCCAGGAAGAGAAUUGGAGAACAUCAACUUUGCCAUGCAAUUGUUACACAAGAACACCAAGGCGCUCUUGGAUGACGAAUUAGAAGAAGUACGCAAGACUUUGGAGGGUAAACACGUUGUUGUUAUUGGUGGUGGUGAUACAGGUAAUGAUUGUUUGGGUACGUCUACCAGACACGGAGCCAAAUCCGUCACCAACUUUGAAUUGUUGCCUCAUCCUCCUGCGUCGAGACCAAAGGAUAAUCCAUGGCCACAAUGGCCCAGAAUCUUUAGAGUUGACUAUGGACACACUGAAGUUUCGACUCACUACGGUAAGGAUCCAAGAGAAUACUCAAUCUUGUCCAAGGAAUUUGUUGGCGAGGACGGUAAAGUCAAGGGUAUAAAAACUGUCAGAGUCGAGUGGAAACGUUCUGAUCUGGGUGCUUGGCAAAUGGCUGAAGUUCCAGGUAGUGAAGAAUUUUUCCCAGCUGAUGUUGUGUUGUUGUCUAUGGGUUUCAUCGGACCUGACGCAGAUAAUCUUGAAGUGCAAAAGACAAAGAGAGGCACAAUCACCACUGUUAACCCUAAUGUUUACAAAGUUGACAAUGAAUCUAAUUUGUUUGCUGCUGGUGAUUGUAGAAGAGGUCAAUCCUUAGUUGUUUGGGGUAUACAAGAAGGUAGACAAGCAGCUAGAGAGGUUGACGAGUAUUUGAUGUCUUCAACCAGAUUACCCGGUAAUGGAUCUAUUGAGCAAAGGAAUUACAAGUUGCUCGAGGUGUAUUGCGAAGCUUGA